Diabrotica virgifera virgifera (western corn rootworm) is the source of this 4426-nucleotide messenger RNA. RefSeq lists its product as uncharacterized. The record is from RefSeq and is a predicted model, not a curated record. Lineage: Eukaryota; Metazoa; Arthropoda; Insecta; Coleoptera; Chrysomelidae. The transcript has 2 exons. Bases 113 to 1324 code for a protein of 403 amino acids.
ACAUUGCCGACACACUGUAGCAGAGCAAAUUUUGCAGCGUGAAGGACGUUUAGUCGUUUAUCCCACAGUUGUGUUGUGUAUUUACGACUGAUAAGUAUAGUUUAUUUGAAUAAUGAGCAACCUCCCAGAUGAUAUUAAUGAGUUAAUUGAAAACUCUUUAGGGGAAAAACUAGAUAAUUUUGAAGUUAGUGUGCACGGUACCAAUGAAAAAGGAGAAGGAUUUGUUGGAGAAAUACUUUUCUUGUCUCUAAAACAUAAAAUAUCCGGUAAAGAAGAUCACUUGGUUGUGAAAAUAGUAUUGGUAAGUGAAGUCGAGACCACGAUAGACUUUUUGUCGUCUUCAUAUUUGAACGAGAUUUAUUUUUACACAGAACUAUGGCCAGCGUUGCAGGCAUUUCAACGCAAGUUUCCCAAAGUGAUACCGUUGGAUAUUGUAGCUCAUUGUUAUGGAGACUGUAGGGAAAAAGGUAAAGAAAAGAUUGUUCUAGAUAAUUUAAAAUAUAAGAACUAUGAUGUUCAUCCGAAAACAGUGCCUGUUUCAACAGAAUUAUACACAAAAACGUUUGAGUUAUAUGGUAGAUACCAUGCCCUUUCUUUCGCAUAUAAACAUCAUGAGAAGGACGAAUUUCAAAGAUUAGCAAAACCUUUGGCCAACAACUGGGAAGGAUUUUUAGGUCUAGAAAUGAUUAAGAAAGAAAUUCAUGACGAUUUUUUUAUGAUGGAGGAAAUUUUAAGGCGGAAUAACGAAAACGAUGUUAUAAGGAAAAUUCAACCCUAUAUUAAAAAUGGUGUCGAAAUUUUCAGGCGUAGUCUUCAUUAUGAAGGACCGAAUUCCGUUAUUGUACAUGGAGAUAGCUGGAGCAACAAUAUGAUGUUGAAAUAUAAUGAUUCAAAAGAACUGGAAGAUAUCAAGUUAAUUGACUAUCAGAUGGCCACAUUAGGAACUCCGGUAUACGACCUUACAUACGCAUUUUAUUCUGGAGCAGACCAAGAAACCUUAAAAAAUUGGGAGCAUUUUUUGAAAAUAUAUUAUAAUAGUCUAUCAAAAUCCCUAAAAGAUUACGACCUUGACGUAGAGAACAUUUAUCCUUAUGAGAUACUCAAAAAGGAAUGGAAGGAGAAUAUUCAGUUUGGUUUUCUAAUGAGCCUUAUGAUUUGGGGUAGUAAAUAUCUUGAUAUAGGUGAUGUUUCAAACUUGGCAGUUACAGGUGUAGAAACAAAUAUGGAUCUGGAGACCUGGGCUUACUCAAAUGCAAAUUAUGUUCAAGCUAUUUUAAAUCUAGCGAGACAUUUUAGUGAAAAUGAUUUCUUUGUUACAUCAUAGUACAGUGCAAGUUGUAAAUUCAUGUAAAUAUCAGAGGUCUUCAAAAUUUCACCACAAGCAAGGACGUAAAUUAACAAUUUUUCAAAUCGGAUAAUCUAUGUAUACACCGUAGUUAUAGCAAAAGCUAAUACUUUUCUUCGUCUUCCUCUUCUUCUUUUAUAUAAUUUUGCUUGUUCAUUGGCGGGUUGUUACAUCCAUAAAAGAUUGUCACUCACAUUUUUACGUGGUCGGCCGAUGCUUCUUCUAGCCCUUGGUGAUUUGUCCCUUGCUGUUUUAACGAUUCUUGUAUUCGCCAUUCUACUGAUGUGAUUGUUAUAUUUUCGGGUAUGGUAGUCUUUCUGGUCUCGUUUUGUCAGUUGCUCGAGGUAAUGCUUUCGAGCUUUUUUACAAAUUAUGGAAUCGUUAUUGCAACUUGGAUAUUCUUCUCCUUUUGGCAUCAUAACCUUGGAUUACCUUUACCUGUCUGGUUAUGUCUUGCAAUUUGGACCUCUCUUACACCCUUCUCCUCAUUCUCUUACAUUCAUAGUUUUCAGGUCGUCUUCCAUCCAUCUCGUUCUGUGUCUUCCUUGUUUUUGUCUUUCUAUCGACUUCCUUGGUACCAUUUUCUAUUGUUUCUGUAUCCUCUUUUCUCUGAAAAUGUCGCAGCCAUGACAGUCUUUGACUUUUCAUAAAUUUACAAUAUCAUACUCUUCGCCUAAUUCAUUAAUUUCGUCUUUUCUCGCGAUUCUCUAUAUGCCGUCGUUAAAAUUCUUGGAGACAUAUUUUAAGAUUGAAUCCAAUUCAUUUUGUGUUAAAUCAUAAUGAAAUCUUAGUUAAUAAGCAUAUGAUCUUUGGAAAUAUUCAAGGAAUUCUUUGGUCCAACCUUUAAAAUCUUCAGAUGUCUUCACGUGGCGUCGUCUCUUAGAUUCUGAGUUGUAUUAAUCUAAAGCUAUUUUCUAGAGAAAUCAGCUAUACAGGUACAUGAAGUGGUGGCAGUGCUACUAUUAAUUAUAGAAUUGAAAAAGACUGUAUGACUUGUAAACACUUCUAAGUAGGUCAAACAGGUGUAUGUUCUCAAAAAAAUUGAAAGUGUGUAUAAUUUUUUUGAUUAAUCAGCUAAGUAUUUUCAACACGUUACGUGCCAUCAUCAGAGCUUCGUCCUAUUAUAAAUCCUCCAUAGAAGAGCAAUUGCCAAACAACACAUUAAAAAACAUAAAUACUGGGCAAAGCCACGGAUCUCGGGUAUAAAAACCCCUUAAGGUGAUACAGUAGCGAUCAACAGGUAGCCAAAACGCGUUCCAAGAUUGCGGCUGUAAUUUUGAAUAUUUUUUCGAGAUAUUUGGCACACGUAUUCAUAAUGUAAUAAAGAAGGGCGGUACAGAGCCCAAUUUGAAAAAUAUAUUAAUAUGUGGAAAUUACUUUGUAAUUAAAUAAAAUAUUAAAAAAACGAGCCUGUACCGCCAUUAAGAAGAACAAAAAAAUACACUUUCUUCAAAUAAACUUUUUUAUCCGAUGCCUAGAUUUUGUGUCAUUUUGGAACUACUAAUGAAAUAAAAAAUUUUAGUAGUUCCAAAAUGACACAAAAUCUAGGCAUCGGAUAAAAAAUUUAUUUGAAGAUUGUGUAUUUUUUUGUUCUUCUUAAUGGCGGUACAGGCUCGUUUUUUUAAUAUUGUAUUUAAUUACAGAGUAAUUUCCACAUAUUAAUAUAUUUUUCAAAUUGGGCUCUGUACCGCCAUUCUUUAUUAUAUUACGAAUACGUGUGCCAAAUAUCUCGAAAAAAUAUUCAAAAUUACAGCCGCAAUCUUGGAACGCGUUUUGGCUACCUGUUGAUCGCUACUGUUUCCUCUUAAAAUUAAUAAAUUCACAUCUAAAUUCAAUCUUAAUAGCCGAGAACGAAGAUGACUUACAACGCCUACUGCAAAAAUUCAAAAUAACCGCCGAAAAGUAUAACCUGACACUAUUCAAAGAGAAAAUCCAAUCGAUGGUAAUAUCCAGGAACCCAAUUAGAUGUAAGUUAGUAGUGGACGACCAUAUAAUCGAACAGGUAAUGGAUUGCAGAUACUUAGGUGUGGAAGUAUCUAGCGACAGGCAUCUGUGGCAAGAAUCAAAACAGCAGGCAAUGAAAGCAGCGAGAAUAUCUGGUUUCCUGAGGGAUAUAAUCUGGCGGAAUAAAUAUAUGAGCACCGAAAGCAAAGUCCGCAUUUAUAAGACAUGUGUUAGACCCGUACUGACAUACGCAGCUGAGACAAGGGCCGAGACAACAAAGACCAAACAGAUAAUGAGAACAGAGAUGAAAACCCUAAGAUCCAUAAGAGGUAUCACACUCAGAGAUAGAGUACGAAACGAAGACACAUUGAGAGAGCUAGGCGUUCAGGACGUAGUGAGAUGGACAAGAGCGCGACGACGCAUGUGGAGGGACCACGUAGAUCGGAUGGACCCUGAACGUAUGGCGCAUUGGGCGAAAACACAGAAGCCCAACACCAAGCGACCCAUAGGAAGACCCAAAAAACGAUGGUACGAGAGUUGGAGCUCCGGAUCGCAGCAAAGACUGUAACAGAAGAAACAGGACAUAGUCCUAUUACAAGAAGAAGAAGAAGAAGACAUCUAAAUUCUUUCUAUUUUAAAAAAGACAACAUGGCUGCGUCAAACCGUUAUGAGUUCACGUGAACAGCUAUUAAUUGUUUACAUUUUUUGAAACAAUUAUGUCUUUUGGCUUUCGAAGCUUUGUUUUUCUUGAGAUUUCAUUGAGGUAUGACAUAUUUUAUGCUUCUUGUAUAUUUUUGAGUAAGUUAGUCAAAUAAUACUUCCUUGCAAAAUUUUUUAGUCGAAAUAAAGACGGAAAUGACAUGUUUUGUUGUAACCUUUUAUUAAAGUACUAAGUACCUAGGUACACAUAAUUAUGCAAUAUAAGAAAAAUAUAGAGAGCAAAACAAUUUUUUAGCUCUAACAAUUUUGGUACUGUUUGUUUUGGCUGAUAUCGUAUAACUGACAUAAAAAUGAUUAAUUUGUUACAUCAAAAAUAAUUGAUUAAUAAUUAUCGCAAUUACAAUGUAAAGCUUAUCAUCAAAAAUAAUUAUGAUCACUAUUUAAUUGGCAACCAAUUAAAAUAUAUAUAUAAGAAUA